AUGCCCGGUCUCCGCAUAGCCGUCGGCGGCGAUGACGCCGGUUUCGACUACAAGACUACCCUCGCCCAAGACCUCUCCACAGACCCAAGAGUAAGUGAGGUGAUAGACGUCGGCCCAAAGUCGUCCUCGGACAAGACAGCGUACCCCCAGUAUGCCAUCGCCGCGGCGGAGUUGGUGGCCCGCGGCGAGGCAGACCGGGCGCUGUUGGUCUGUGGCACCGGCUUGGGCGUCGCUAUCAGCGCCAACAAGGUGGCCGGUGUGCGGGCAGUCACGGCGCACGACAGCUUCAGCGUUGAGAGGUCGGUCCUAAGCAACGACGCCCAGGUGCUGUGUUUGGGACAGCGCGUUGUGGGGAUCGAGCUUGCGCGGAGGCUCGUGAAGGAGUGGUUAGGGUAUACCUUUGAUCCGAAAUCAGCAUCUGCGGCAAAGGUUCAAGCGAUAAACGAUUACGAUGCCAGGUCUUCUGUCAAGGCAUGA
Molecule: messenger RNA, 477 nt
Organism: Pseudomassariella vexata
Lineage: Eukaryota; Fungi; Ascomycota; Sordariomycetes; Amphisphaeriales; Pseudomassariaceae
Product: ribose 5-phosphate isomerase
Exons: 2
Coding region: 1-477 (158 amino acids)
Biological process (GO): carbohydrate metabolic process
Cellular component (GO): intracellular anatomical structure
Molecular function (GO): isomerase activity
Source: RefSeq, a predicted model, not a curated record